AUGCCGAAGAAAAAUGGCAAUGAUGUUGCUCAUAGAGCAUGGAACAUCCUGCGCCUAGCAUUGUUGUGGGCAAGAAAAGGUGGUGUUUUCAAGAGGCGUUUGAUAAUGGAUCAUCUACGAGUUGUGCGUAAGUUUCUUAAAAGCCUGGGACAACAUACUUCUCGCAGGCGCCAGCUAUAUUAUGGAGAGCACGAACUCUCUUUCGACAAGACCCCCAUUUUCCACGUCAAGAUGCAUCGCCCAGCCUCCAUGCGAUUCAACAUCCCUUGCAUAACCCCACAGGUUGACUUUGACUACGAUUUUGAUGGUGAAGUUUGCGAAGAUGAUAUUCAGCAAGAUGGAUCAGUUUAUGAGUGCUAUGAUGGAAUGAGGAGGAGUUUCUUAUUAAAAGGUGGAGAUGAAGAAGAAUACGAAACUUGUGAAGAGAAAAUUCCAGCAGAGGAAGAAGGGAUUGAUAUGAGAGCGGAGGAGUUCAUAGCUACGUUCCGCCAGCAAAUGAGGCUUCAAAGACAGAUCUCGUAUCUACAGUACCAUGAAACACCCAAAAAAGGAACAAGCGGAUGA
Messenger RNA from Populus trichocarpa (black cottonwood), 564 nucleotides. RefSeq lists its product as uncharacterized. NCBI's taxonomy places the organism in Eukaryota, Viridiplantae, Streptophyta, Magnoliopsida, Malpighiales, Salicaceae. The record is from RefSeq and is a predicted model, not a curated record. Bases 1 to 564 code for a protein of 187 amino acids. The transcript has a single exon.